AUGAAAUACCUAGCCGACUCCAUUGGGCUUUUCGGCGGCUUUGUGCUGUUUCUGUCGUGGUUAUGGAGUAUCUACUUGCCUCAAAGUGAAAGACCAGAAGCAACCAGAAAGCAACAAAUAAUCUACGCGACUUAUCUGAGCGCGCCCACCGAAAAUAAAGAUCAUUUCAUCUCCGAAUUCCGCAACACCAGCGAUCCAUAUUUUGACGCGGCUCGAAUCCUCACAUAUCAGUUCCUCCACGCACCGGAAACGCGAACCAGGUUGGCCAUCCCUUUCGUGGUCUUUGUUCACCAGAAUGUUGAUCAAGAAAAGAGAGAUCGUCUCCAAACCGACGGUGCACAAGUCAUUGAGUGGUCCGAUUUCCGAGUGGACUGGGUUCGACCGACAGAAUCCCGAUGGGUCGAUGCCCUGACGAAACUGCGGCUGUGGGAGAUGGUCCAGUACGACCUGAUUGUGUUUUUGGAUGGUGAUUCAGUCCUAACAAGAUGCCUCGACGGAAUUCUCAGCGCCUCUGUGACUUGGCUUGCAACAUCCACACAAACCUCAUUAUCUAUUAACGGGGUUGAAAUACCCCUGCCAGAGACUUACAUUGCUGCUGGCUUGCCGCAACUCAGGUCGAAUCACUCGUCGCAUCCGUCGCGUGUACCAGAGGACUUUUGGGACUGGGAUACCUUCAAUGCUGGCUUUAUGGUUCUGCAGCCGUCACUGAAGAUGUUCCACUACUUUGAGGCGUUGCUGGCAGUUGAGGAUAGCUUUGAUACCAGUAUAGCCGAACAGAGCGUCUUGAAUGUUGCCCUUUCUCGAGGAGGCCCUACCCCGUGGACUACCGUGGACUUCUCGUGGAAUAUUCAAUGGCCAUGGCCGGAGGACAUUAAGACGGGUUAUGAUGUUCUUCAUGAAAAGUGGUGGGCACCUAUGCACUGGGAAUCUAGGGAGUAUUUGCUCUCUUGGUAUUGGCGAAUGAUUGGGUAUUAUUCUGCCUCUGAUUGA
Molecule: messenger RNA, 990 nt
Organism: Penicillium hordei
Lineage: Eukaryota; Fungi; Ascomycota; Eurotiomycetes; Eurotiales; Aspergillaceae
Exons: 1
Coding region: 1-990 (329 amino acids)
Biological process (GO): protein N-linked glycosylation
Molecular function (GO): glycosyltransferase activity
Source: RefSeq, a predicted model, not a curated record